GAAAGAAUAAAGGGGAGGGCACCCGACGGUGCCCUAACCCCAUCACUCUCACGCCUCUCUCUCUCGUUUUUGACUCUUUUGAAGAAAGAAAAGAGGGCUAUUCCCUCGUGGCUCACACCAAGGAAGGAUAAGGGGAAGAGGAAGGUAAAGAAGAAAAGGAGAGAAGGAAGGCAAGAAGGAAAAAGGAAGAAGAGCACGGUUGUGGGUUUGGGCAGUCGUGUGGGUUCAAGUGUAGAGAGAGAAAGUGAAGAAAACAAUGGAAAAAAAGAAGAACAUACGUUUGUAGGUUGCUUGGUUGAAUAUCUAUGAUGAUAGUAUCUUGUUAUCGUGGUUUACCGUGAGCCUGAUCUCUCGCACAGUAGUCUACCUGCCGAAUAACAGCAGCAAGGCGGAGGGUAGAAAGUUGUAAUUAACAGCUUGGAAUUUGGAAAUGCUAUCCGCUUCUUAUAUACAAAAAGGGCUACAUUUACAAAGCCUAUGGGCCGUUGGAAGUCACCACCAAAUGUCUCAAGUCAUCCCUCUCCUGAUGCCUCUUGCACUUCCCCUUGUUAGACCACAACCUUCAUUGAUUGCUGCGAUGAAGGUGUAUGGUUCGAUGUGGCCGCUAACGAUGGGGUCGGUGUCUCGAAGUUGAUGUCCGCUAGUGAGGUUCAAGUCAUUGUCAAUUCCUCGUUGCCACUGGUGGUUGAUGGCACAAUGAUCAACUUCAAUGGUUACUUUCUGCCUCUCCUUGCAGUUCAGGAAGGAAUAGGAAAAGAAAGAGAAGGGAAGGGGAUGAGAAGGGAAAGGAGAAGAAAGAAAAAUGAAGGGGAUGAGAAGGGAAAGGAGAAGAAAGGGAAAUGAAGGAAAGUCCACCAUCGAUCUUUAUCUAUUUUUUGGUCAAAGUUAGGUAUUGAACUCAACUUUAUGCCCUGAAAAUUUCAGAACUUUUGGACUUGAUGAUUUGAUGUUAUGGAAUUUAGAAUUUUUAUUAAACUCUGUUUCCUGCUACCUAGGUGCGUGGAGUUGGAAUUUCUGAUGUUUACCUGAUUUUUCCUUAAUUCUAGCUUUCUGAAGCUUAUUUUGUCUAGUUCAAAUCCCUCUCCUGGUUUUGUAUAAAUCAUGUGUUAGUCUGGGAAUGAGCUUUAGGGUAGGUAACAUCGUGGGCGGGUGGCCUCUUCUUGAAGUGCAUGCGAGGAGCGGAGACCAUUGAAAGAAGAAGCAUUAAAGAGGAAAUGAGAAAUCAAGGGGUGACAGGGAAGAAGCUUCAACUGCUCAGAGACAUAACAGGUGUAUUCAGGCCUGGCGUUCUUAGUGCACUAAUGGGUGUUAGUGGAGCAGGGAAGACAACUCUUAUGGAUGUUCUUUCUGGAAGAAAAACUGGUGGCCACAUUGAAGGAGACAUAUGGAUUGGAGGGUAUCCUAAGGUUCAGGAAACAUUUGCUAGGAUAUCUGGGUACUGUGAACGAACCGAUAUUCAUUCUCCACAUGUUACUGUUGAAGAAUCAGUCAUUUACUCAGCAAGGUUGAGAUUAGCACCUGAAAUCGAUGACAAUACUAAAAGGGAGUUUCAUAAAUGAAGUACUGGAAACUAUUGAACUUGAUAGAAUUAAAGACGCAUUGGUUGGCAUUCCUGGUGUAAAUGGUCUCUCAACGGAGCAGCGAAAACGCCUAACUAUUGCAGUUGAACUUGUUGCAAAUCCAUCUAUAAUUUUUUUGGAUGAGCCCACAUCGGGCUUAGAUGCAAGGACAGCUGCUAUUGUUAUGCGUACGGUGAGGAAUGUGGUUAAUACUGGAAGAACAGUAGUGUGCACAAUCCAUCAACCAAGUAUUGACAUAUUUGAGUCCUUUGAUGAGCUAAUGCUGCUGAAACAUGGUGGUCAAAUAAUUUAUGCUGGGUCACUUGGUAGACAUUCAGGUGAUGUUUUUCAAUACUUUCAGGGGAUUGCUGGUGUUCGAAAGAUCAAAGACAACUACAACCCAGAAACAUGGAUGCUGGAAGUUACUACUAUUUCAAUUGAAAGGCAGCUUAACAUAGACUUUGCUGAAGUUCACAAGAGAGUCAUCUCUCUAUCGGUGAGUAAUAUAUGCAAACAUCUACAGAUGAUUUUCCUGAGGCUCAUAGGAUGGCAAAUAAUUUUUUGGAUUCUGGCUCUCCUUUGGAUAAGUUGCAUUAAUUGACUUUACUUCUUCUGUGCGGAGCUCCUUAUGGACAUCCUUUGUCAUGUGCCACUGAUUCUCCUCGCAAGUCUCGUUUGCCAAAAGUGAAUCCCAGCUCCGGUUCAAUUGUGAAAUUAAAAGACAGAUUCAAAUAUGAUAUAUACUUUUUUUAUUCAAUUUUGAUGCCAAAUUUGAAUUUAAACAAGUGAAUGUCCAAUAAAUUAGAUGCGGAUAAAGAUACAUCAUCUUUAAAUCUGUUCAACUGAUAUUCUCCCACUAAUUGUCAGUAAUUCAUUAAUUAAUGAAUGAAAAAUAGGGCACACACUGGAUUUCUUCUCUUUUGCAUUUGCGGCUUUGGAAUUUCAAGUUAUGUACGCACACUUUAAAUUUUAAAAGUUAUAAUGAAAAAGUUUAGGAAACACAAUUCUAAACUGUUACGGUUUUUUAAGAAGUUUUCUUUUUCCCGCUGAGUUCCAAGGAAGGAAAGCACUCUCUCGUUCUCUCUGGAUCGUAGCAAGGGUGGAUCCUUGAUGGCUCCGAUGAUAGAGGAGGAUGCAGACUGCGUGCGUGGGUUGCUGUAGUUCAUCCUUCGAUAUUGCGAGCAACAGCUCUUAUCCAUCAUUCUCCCGCCGGACCUGAUUUUCCACUUGCCCCUUAUCCAUCAUUCUCCCGCCGGACCUGAUUUUCCACUUGCCCCGGGUGGUAGAGCAAGACUGUAAGUUUCCUCCCUUCUCCAUUCACUCAUUCUGUUGAUUUUAAGGAGAUAUAAUGAUAAGGAUUAAUAAACCUCAAGCGUGCAUUUUUAUUGGUCAUCAAAUCUAGGAUACGUUUACUUAAAUCCUAUAAAUUGCUGCAUUAUUAUAUACUGCCAUGAUGAACACCCUUUCUUGUUUUUUUGUUGUUGAUCUCCUCUUAUGGCUGAUGAGGUCUCAAAAUGGUUUGUUAUUCACCAAUAGACACAUUCCUCCUACUAGUAGUGACAAUUAGAAGUCAACAUUGAGGAAAAGAGGCAAGCAAUCCACCUAAAGUUCCACCGAUCUUGGUGGAACUUUAUUGCUGGAAGCAAAGUUCCAUAUCGGUGGGAAAAUUUCCAGGUUUAAUUUUGCAUUAGGUUCCAUAUCGGUGGGAAAAUUUCCAGGUUUAAUUUUGCAUUAGACAGGGUGUUGCAGAACAGAGCAACAUCCGCCUGAUUCCGGCACCGGCGUUGUCAGUUCCAACGAUGGCAGAGGUCAAGCAAGGGCUCUUUGGAAUCGUCUGCAUCCGAGGAUUCUUCCUGUAAAUUUCAGAAUUUUUGGAACAUGCGUUGAGGAGGUAUGAAUCUUUGAACGUCCUACUGUUGCAAGCUUAAGAACCGACAAAUAGGGUGUUUCUAGGAGUCAGGCGUGACUUCCUAGGGGGCACGAUUUUCAAUGGAGAUGAAUUAGAGAGCUGAGCAUGGUGGCAUUGGAUUUGGACCAAUUUUUAGAUUUUUUGGAUGAUCGCGCUACAGAAUUUACAAGUGUCGUUUUCUGAAGCUCUCUGCAAUCUCCUGCGGGUUCCCUAUUUUCUUUUCCAAUUCUACUUAAGAAUUGGGAGCUGACGUCUCUAUGCUUGAUCGACUGAAAAUAAGCAUCAAUCAGUAGCCUUGCAUCCUGUCCUUGGUUCAUCAUGGUGUCGAUCAGAGAUCUAACAAGGACGUCCUUACAAGGUACUACUUCACCCUUAUUGCCUGCACCAAUUACUCUUACACAAUAUUUGAACAUCAAGUUGACUGCGGACAAUUUUUUAUUAUGGGAAUCUCAAUUUCUACCUCUGCUA
Molecule: messenger RNA, 3936 nt
Organism: Nymphaea colorata (pocket water lily)
Lineage: Eukaryota; Viridiplantae; Streptophyta; Magnoliopsida; Nymphaeales; Nymphaeaceae
Product: ABC transporter G family member 41-like
Exons: 7
Coding region: 1528-2160 (210 amino acids)
Molecular function (GO): ATP hydrolysis activity; ABC-type transporter activity; ATP binding
Source: RefSeq, a predicted model, not a curated record